CGUUCCGCCAGCUUUCUACCGUUACCGAGAGCGCGCGAGGGGGGACUUUUCCAUUUCUCUCGCUUUUUGGGGAUUUUAAGGCAUUUUUAUUAUUAUUCGAUCCGGCCAGAAAGGAGAGGAAAAAAAUACGGGUUACUUUGGAGAAAGCACAAUGUCAGCGACCUUCCCCGGACUUGUCCACGACGCAGAGAUACGUCACGACGGAUCAAACAGCUACCGGCUCAUGCAGCUCGGCUGCCUGGAGUCCGUGGCCAACUCCUCGGUCGCCUACUCCUCCUCCUCCCCGCUCACCUACCCGGCACCGGCGGGGACGGAGUUCGCCUCACCCUAUUUCUCGGCCAACCACCAGUACACGCCCCUCCACCACCAGUCCUUCCACUACGAGUUCCAGCAUUCCCACCCGGCCGUGGCCCCGGAGGCCUACGGCCUGAACUCGCUGCACUCGGGCCAGUACUACCAGCAGAUCCACCACGGAGAGCCCGCCGACUUCAUCAACCUGCACAACGCGCGCUCGGCCCUCAAGUCCUCGUGCCUGGACGAGCAGCAGCGGCGCGAGCUGGGCUGCCUCGACGCUUACCGGCGCCAUGACCUGUCGCUGAUGACGUCACACGGCUCACAGGCCUACGGCGUCGGUAUGCACCACCCGGACCAGAGGCUGCUGCCCGCCGCCGGCCUGGGCCUCCCUCCGCCUGCGGCGGACGACCUGCAGGGCUCCGUGGAAGCGCAGUGUGGGCUCGUGCUGAACGGCCAAGGGGGCGUCAUCCGGAGAGGGGGAACAUGUGUGGUGAAUCCUACAGAUUUGUUCUGCUCGGUACCAGGUCGGCUUUCGCUGCUCAGUUCCACCUCAAAGUACAAAGUCACCAUCGCUGAGGUGAAAAGAAGACUGUCCCCGCCAGAGUGCCUCAAUGCUUCCCUACUGGGCGGCAUACUGCGUAGAGCAAAGUCUAAGAAUGGAGGCCGGUGUCUUCGUGAGAAAUUAGACCGUUUAGGGCUCAACCUACCAGCAGGACGGAGGAAAGCCGCCAACGUAACGCUGCUCACCUCCCUGGUGGAAGGUGAGGCGCUCCACCUGGCGAGGGACUUUGGCUACACCUGUGAGACAGAGUUUCCCAGUAAGGCAGUGGGUGAACAUUUGGCGAGGCAGCACAGUGAGCCGAAAGAAACCAGCGCGCGCAAGAAGAUGGUCCUGGCUACAAAGCAAAUCUGUAAGGAGUUCCAGGACUUAUUGAGCCAAGAUCGCUCUCCUCUGGGCUCAUCCAGACCAACACCAAUCUUGGACCUGGACAUCCAGAGACACCUCACACACUUCAGUCUGAUCACUCACGGGUUUGGCACGCCGGCGGUCUGUGCAGCUCUCAGCACCUUCCAGACAGUGCUGAGCGAGAUGCUCAACUACCUGGACAAAACCUCGAGUGGGAAAACGAGCGGAGCCGGCGACCAACAGAUCAACAACAGCUCGGAAAAGACGCAGCUCCGGAAAACAGCCGAGCCCCAGAGCAAAGACGGGAAAACAGAAAAGACUGAGUAGCCCCCACCCACCUGGUCCCCGUGCCUUGGAGCGCUGCAUUUAGAAGUGUGCGUGUGUGAGUGUGUGUGAACGUGUGCACUCUGAAAGGGGAUCUGUUAUUUCCCAUGCAUUGCUGUAUCUUCUUUGGGACAAUUCCUAUUUAUUGUUAUUUAUUUAUCUUAUGUUGAAAUGUAACACUAACUGAACUGUCCCAAGCAAGACAUCCUGAUGUGUGAGCGAAAGCAGCACAUCCAGUGUAAAUGUGUGUGCGUGCGUGUGUGCGUGUCGUGACAAAGAGGAGCCUUGCCAUGGAGAUGGCUGUGACUCAUCUAGUACUUUUUUUCUUUAUUUAUUAAUUCUCA
Molecule: messenger RNA, 1869 nt
Organism: Pelmatolapia mariae (spotted tilapia)
Lineage: Eukaryota; Metazoa; Chordata; Actinopteri; Cichliformes; Cichlidae
Gene: tfap2d
Product: transcription factor AP-2 delta (activating enhancer binding protein 2 delta)
Exons: 8
Coding region: 152-1528 (458 amino acids)
Biological process (GO): anatomical structure development; regulation of cell population proliferation; regulation of transcription by RNA polymerase II
Cellular component (GO): nucleus
Molecular function (GO): DNA-binding transcription factor activity, RNA polymerase II-specific; RNA polymerase II transcription regulatory region sequence-specific DNA binding
Source: RefSeq, a predicted model, not a curated record